AUGGCUGGUGCCUCGGUAAAGGUGGCGGUGAGAGUCCGGCCUUUUAACUCCAGAGAGAUCAGCCGGGAGAGCAAAUGCAUUAUUCAGAUGUCGGGGAACACAACGACAAUUAUUAAUCCGAAGCAGCCCAAGGAGGCCCCCAAGAGUUUCAACUUUGACUAUUCCUACUGGUCUCACACCACGCCUGCCGACUUCAACUAUGCCUCACAGCAGCAGGUAUACCGGGACAUUGGAGAGGAGAUGCUGGAGCAUGCCUUUGAGGGGUACAAUGUCUGUAUCUUUGCCUAUGGACAGACUGGGGCAGGGAAAUCCUACACCAUGAUGGGCAAACAGGAAAAGGAGCAGCAGGGGAUCAUCCCACAGCUAUGUGAAGAUCUUUUUGCCCGAAUUAAUGACAGUGCAAAUGCCAAUCUCUCGUACUCAGUGGAGGUCAGUUACAUGGAGAUUUACUGUGAACGUGUGCGAGACCUCCUGAACCCCAAGACCAAAGGGAACCUUCGUGUUCGGGAACACCCCAUCCUCGGCCCUUACGUGGAGGACCUCUCCAAACUCGCUGUCACCUCCUUCAAUGACAUUUCAGACCUCAUGGACUCAGGCAACAAGGCCAGAACGGUGGCUGCCACAAACAUGAAUGAGACGAGCAGUCGAUCUCACGCUGUGUUCAACAUCAUCUUCACACAGAAAGCACAUGACUUCACCCCAGAUACAUCCUCUGAAAAGGUCAGUAAAAUCAGUUUGGUCGAUCUUGCUGGAAGUGAAAGAGCAGAUUCCACAGGAGCAAAGGGAACACGAUUAAAGGAAGGUGCAAAUAUCAACAAAUCUCUAACAACCCUGGGCAAAGUCAUCUCGGCAUUGGCGGAUGUGGAUUCUGGAUCAAACAAGAACAAGAAAAAGAAGAAAACUGAUUUCAUCCCAUACAGAGACUCUGUGCUGACAUGGUUACUGCGGGAAAACCUAGGGGGCAAUUCUCGGACAGCCAUGGUGGCAGCCCUUAGUCCAGCUGACAUCAACUACGAUGAGACUCUCAGCACCCUGAGGUACGCUGAUCGUGCUAAACAGAUUCGCUGCAAUGCAGUUAUUAAUGAGGAUCCCAACAACAAGCUGAUCCGAGAGCUGAAGGAUGAAGUGUCCAGAUUGAGAGACCUGCUCUGCACACAGGGACUGGGUGACAUUAUCGAUCGUAAAAGGAUGCCAUUCGGCCCAUCAUACGUGAACGAUUUAGAGAAUAAUAAUCGUAACCGCAGAAUAGCAGCUGUCAAUCAACGAGCUGACAAUUUCUCCACAGUGUCCGGAAUGGUGGCUGGAGUGAGCCCCUCGCCAUCGCUUUCUGCUCUGUCCAGCCGCGCGGGGUCCGUGUCCAGCCUGCACGACCGGCUCAUGAUCGCCCCUGGCAGUGAGGAAGCUAUUGAACGAUUGAAGGAGACAGAGAAGAUAAUUGCCGAGCUGAAUGAAACAUGGGAAGAGAAACUUCGCAGAACAGAAGCCAUUAGGAUGGAGAGAGAGGCUCUCCUUGCAGAGAUGGGUGUUGCCAUGCGUGAAGAUGGUGGUACAUUGGGUGUCUUCUCCCCUAAAAAGACUCCUCACCUGGUGAAUUUGAAUGAGGAUCCACUGAUGUCUGAGUGCCUCUUGUAUUACAUCAAGGAUGGAACCACCAGAGUUGGACGUGAAGAUGCAGAACGGCGGCAGGACAUUGUACUGAGCGGACAUUUCAUUAAAGAAGAGCACUGCAUCUUCCGCAGUGACAUUAAAUCUUUAGGUGAAGUGAUUGUCAUUCUUGAACCAUGUGAAGAUGCAGACACAUAUGUCAAUGGAAAGAAGGUGACUGAACCAACUGUACUUCGAUCAGGAAACCGUAUCAUUAUGGGGAAGAGCCACGUCUUCCGUUUCAAUCACCCUGAACAGGCCCGUCAAGAGCGUGACAAGACACCCUGCGCGGAGACACCAGUGGAGCCUGUGGACUGGGCCUUUGCUCAGCGGGAAUUGCUAGAGAAGCAGGGCAUCGACAUGAAGCAAGAGAUGGAACAAAGGCUUCAGGAGCUAGAAACUCAAUAUCGGAGAGAAAAGGAAGAGGCUGAUUUACUAUUGGAGCAGCAGAGACUGGACUAUGAAAGCAGGCUCGAGGCCUUACAAAGGCAGAUGGAUUCCUGCUUCUACCCAGAGAAUGCACAGGAAGAUGAAGAGCCAGAGGAGGAAGUGCAAUGGACAGAGCAGGAGUUUGAGUUGGCCCUAUGGGCAUUCCGUAAGUGGAAAUGCUACCAAUUUACCUCCUUGCGGGACCUGCUCUGGGGAAACGCCAUCUUCCUGAAAGAGGCCAAUGCGAUCAGUGUAGAGUUGAAGAAAAAGGUACAAUUCCAAUUCGUGCUCCUCACAGACACUUUGUACUCCCCUCUACCUCCUGACCUCAUGCCUCCUGAUGCAGUCAAGGACAGGGAGAAGCGACCAUUUCCACGUACCAUUGUGGCAGUAGAAGUCCAAGACCAGAAGAAUGGAGCGACACAUUACUGGACCCUAGAGAAACUCAGGCAGAGACUGGACUUGAUGCGGGAGAUGUAUGACCGUGCUGCUGAAGUGCCUUCCAGUGUGGUUGAUGACUGUGACAAUGUUAUGACGGGUGGGGAUCCAUUUUACGAUCGCUUCCCAUGGUUCCGGUUGGUUGGAAGUUCCCCUGUCUCUGGCUGUACUAGUUCUCCCAUUUUCAACACUUGCAUGACUGAGCGCAUGGCUGAUCUCACCCCCUCCCCCACCUUCUCGAACCCUGACUCUGACAUCACUGAGCUCGCAGAUGAGCACCAUGAUGGGAAGGAGGAGGAGGAGGAGGAGGAGGAGGAGGAGGAGGAGCUGGACGAUGAAACCUUUCUGGACGAUCCCUUUUCUGACCUGGGGGGAGACGAAGGGUACCAGAUCCACCAUGAUGGCCAGGACCCGUUUUACGACCGCUCACCCUGGUUCAGUUUAGUGGGAAGAGCAUUUGUUUAUCUCAGUAAUCUGCUGUACCCAGUGCCCCUGGUACAUCGCGUGGCAAUAGUCAGUGAGAAGGGAGAAGUCAAAGGAUUUCUACGUGUGGCUGUUCAGGCCAUUUCUGCCGAUGAGGAAGCUCCAGAUUAUGGUUCUGGGGUUCGACAAUCAGGAACAGCCAAGAUUUCCUUUGAUGACCAGCACUUUGAGAAGUUUCAGUCGGAUUGUUGUACAGCUGGAAUGUCUCGCUCUGGUACGUCACAGGAGGAGCUGCGGAUCGUUGAAGGACAGGGUCAAUCGAGUGAUUCAGGCCCCUCAGCCGAUGAGGUCAACAACAAUACCUGUGCAGCCACCCAGGAGGAGCCCGAAAGUCCAGUGAAGUCACCAGUGGACACACAGAUGGAUGGAAUCGUGGAACACCUCAGAAUUGGCAGCAGCUUCACUUUCAGAGUAACAGUUCUACAGGCCUCAAGUAUCUCAGCUGAAUAUGCUGAUAUUUUCUGUCAGUUCAAUUUCAUCCAUCGCCAAGAAGAAGCCUUCUCUACAGAGCCACUGAAAAACACAGGCCGAGGCCCCCCACUUGGCUUUUACCAUGUACAGAAUAUUGCAGUAGAAGUGACCAAAUCCUUCAUCGAGUAUAUUAAGACUCAGCCCAUUGUCUUCGAAGUAUUUGGACAUUAUCAGCAGCACCCAUUUCCACCCCUCUGCAAAGACCUCAUCAGCCCCCUGAGGCCAUCUCGCCGACAGUUCCCUCGUGUGAUGCCCUUAUCUAAACCAGUACCAGCUACCAAGUUAAACACCAUGAACCGACCCACCGCAGGACAGUGCCAGGGCAAGUAUGACUUGCUGGUCUUCUUCGAAAUCUGUGAGCUGGAGGCUACUGGAGAGUAUAUUCCUGCUGUUGUUGACCACAGAGGUGGGAUGCCAUGUCAUGGAACUUUCCUACUGCACCAGGGAAUUCAGAGGCGGAUUACGAUUACCAUUGUCCAUGAAACAGGAAGCGACAUUUGUUGGAAGGAAGUGCGAGAACUGGUUGUUGGUCGGAUCCGGAACACGCCAGAGUCAGAUGAUUCCAUCAUUGAUCCCAACAUCCUGUCCCUGAAUAUUCUAACUGCUGGCUACACACACCCAUCCCUGGAGGAUCGAACCUUUUAUCGAUUUGAAGCAGGCUGGGAUAGCUCCAUGCACAACUCCCUGCUGCUGAACAGAGUGACCCCGUAUGGAGAGAAGAUCUACAUGACGUUGUCAGCGUAUUUGGAGAUGGAGAACUGUACACAGCCUGCAGUCGUCACCAAAGACUUCUGUAUGGUAUUCUACACACGAGAUGCCAGGCUGCCAGCCUCCCGCUCUAUCCGCAAUCUCUUUGGCAGUGGAACCCUCAAAGCUUCGGAGAGUAACCGAGUGACUGGUGUGUACGAGCUGAGCCUGUGCCGAGUGGCAGAUGCUGUAAGCCCAGGCAUGCAACGAAGACGCAGACGGGUCCUCGACACUUCUGUUGCCUAUGUCCGUGGGGAAGAGAAUCUGGCCGGUUGGCGACCUCGAAGCGACAGCCUCAUUCUGGACCACCAAUGGGAAUUGGAGAAACUCAGCUUGUUACAAGAGGUGGAAAAGACUCGACACUACCUGCUACUGCGUGAGAAGUUGGAGAGCACACUGAGGUCAGGCUGCAAUUCGGUCUCCUCGUACACCAGUGAGGACCUUAGUGAAUCCCAAAGCAUCUCCUCAACGUAUAGCCUGCAUUCAACAGGAAGCAACGACAUGCCAACCUCCACCUGCACCACCACUGAACGCCAGAAAGAGUUAGCAGCCAAGUGCCUCCGACUCCUAUCCCACACGUUUAACAGGGAGUACAGUCAUGUCUGUAUCAGUGCCAGCGAGAGCAAGAUAUCUGAGAUGUCCGUCACACUGACAAGAGACACAUCAUUCUCCACCCUGAGCAACACCACACUGCCUCCCUCCUCUACCUGUCCCUCUUUGCUGGAAGGACAGUACAUCUCCUCAGAGCUGAGGACCCCCGAGACCCAAUCUAGAGCAAUCAGUCCUGAUCCUGACUCACUACAAGAAGGUGAACUUAAGAAAUCUCCUGUUGCCAGCAAGGACGAGAAGGGAAGCCCUCGUAUGUUUGUAGCUGACAUCCAAGAGAUUAGAGUGAGUCCGAUUGUGUCAAAGAAAGGGACUCUGCAUUUCCUAGAGCCACAGACCAAUGGCUGGGUGAAGCGCUAUGUCGUUGUGCGGCGCCCCUAUGUCUACAUUUACAACACCGAUAAGGACACAGUGGAACGGGCCAUACUUAACCUGUCAGCCGCUCAGGUGGAGUAUAGUGAGGACCAGCAGGCCAUGCUCAAGACUCCAAACACCUUUGCUGUGUGCACUGAGCAUCGCGGGAUACUGCUGCAAGCCUGCAACGAUAAAGAGAUGCAGGACUGGCUAUACGCUUUCAACCCCCUCCUCGCCGGGUCAAUCAGAUCAAAGCUGUCUAGGAGGAGGAGCAGUCAAAUGAGGAUCUGAUGUGGAUCCUUGAAUCAGCUGGAAUUCCACUCUAACCCAGUGACAUCAGACUGGACUCAUAUGUACAUAGUCAACCCAGCCCUUCCAGCAUUGACGUGAA
Messenger RNA from Carcharodon carcharias (great white shark), 5563 nucleotides. It is a transcript of the gene kif1aa, whose product is annotated as kinesin family member 1Aa. Bases 1 to 5463 code for a protein of 1820 amino acids. The record is from RefSeq and is a predicted model, not a curated record. Lineage: Eukaryota; Metazoa; Chordata; Chondrichthyes; Lamniformes; Lamnidae. Gene Ontology annotation, cellular component: axon; kinesin complex; microtubule. Gene Ontology annotation, biological process: cytoskeleton-dependent intracellular transport; microtubule-based movement; vesicle-mediated transport. Gene Ontology annotation, molecular function: microtubule binding; plus-end-directed microtubule motor activity; ATP binding. The transcript is spliced from 48 exons.